GGGAAGGAAGCCCUGACCCACUUCCCGUCGCUGGGGCCGUCGCCAGGCUCUGCCCAGGGCAGGGUGCACGUCAAGCAGUGUGACCUGCUCCAGCUGUCCCGCAAGCAGAAGCGGCUGUGCCGGCGGGAGCCGGGCCUGGCCGAGACCCUGCGGGAUUCCAUCCGCCUGGGGAUCAUGGAGUGCCAGUUCCAGUUCCGCAGCGAGCGCUGGAACUGCAGCCUGGAGGGGAGGACCAGCCUGCUCAAGAGAGGUUUCAAGGAGACGGCCUUCCUGUACGCCGUGUCCUCGGCGGCCCUGACGCACUCGCUGGCGCGGGCCUGCAGCGCCGGGCGCAUGGAGCGCUGCACCUGCGACGACUCCCCGGGGCUGGAGAACCGCAAGGCCUGGCAGUGGGGGGUCUGCGGGGACAACCUCAAGUACAGCACCAAGUUCCUCAAGAAGUUCCUGGGGCAGAAGAGGAUCGGCAAAGACCUGCGGGCCAAGGUGGACAUCCACAACACCAACGUGGGCAUCAAGGCAGUGAAGAAUGGCCUGAAGACCACGUGCAAGUGCCACGGCGUGUCGGGCUCCUGCGCCGUGCGGACGUGCUGGAAGCAGCUCUCGCCCUUCCACGAGAUCGGGCGGCUGCUGAAGCUUCGCUACGACGACGCCGUCAAGGUGUUCAGCACCACCAACGACGCCGUGGGGCACUCGGAGCUGGCAGGGCCCCCCCGGCACGGCCACUCCCCCCGGCUGCCCCCGGCCCCCCGCGCCACCGACCUCGUGUACGUGGAGGACUCGCCCAGUUUCUGCCGCCCCAGCAAAUACUCGCUGGGCACCGCGGGGAGGACCUGCUCCAGGGAGGGCAACUGCGACAGCAUGUGCUGCGGGAGAGGCUACAACACCCAGAGCAGGCUGGUCACCUUCUCCUGCCACUGCCAGGUGCAGUGGUGCUGCUACGUGGAGUGCCAGCAGUGCAUGCAGGAGGAGGUGGUGUACAGCUGCAAACAGUAG
This is a messenger RNA of Neopelma chrysocephalum (saffron-crested tyrant-manakin), 993 nucleotides long. RefSeq names its product Wnt family member 9B (gene WNT9B). The record is from RefSeq and is a predicted model, not a curated record. Gene Ontology annotation, cellular component: extracellular region. Gene Ontology annotation, molecular function: frizzled binding; cytokine activity. Gene Ontology annotation, biological process: cell fate commitment; multicellular organism development; neuron differentiation. The transcript has 3 exons. Lineage: Eukaryota; Metazoa; Chordata; Aves; Passeriformes; Pipridae. The coding region runs from base 175 to 993 and encodes 272 amino acids.